GGUAACUGCGUUGGUAGUGAAUUCCUUAAUCGAGUCCAGUAUUCAUAAUCUUUGAGUUAAUAUGGGCUAUUGGAGCAGUGAGGAACGUGAUCAAACCACUCAACAAAGUGAUCUCGGUGCAGUUUUGCGUGAUGGAAAAGAAAUACUUCUUCAGGCAUUCAACUGGGAGUCUAACAAAUACAACUGGUGGAAUAAUUUAGAAGGCAAAGUUCCUGACAUAGCUAAAGCUGGAUUUACUUCAGUCUGGUUGCCGCCACCAACUCACUCCUUCUCACCUGAAGUUCUCUCAUUUGUAUACAUGUGUUGUUUAUUUCAGGGUAAUCGAAGCACAGGAGAUAUUUUCCAUGGAUUUCCCAAUAUCGACCAUACUAAAGAUUUUGUGAGAAAGGAUAUCAUAGGAUGGCUCCGUUGGUUGCGCCAUGAGGUGGGCUUCCAUGAUUUUCGAUUUGGUUUUGUAAAGGGGUUUUCACCAAAAUAUGUUAAAGAAUAUAUUGAAGGAGCAAAACCAUUAUUUUGUGUUGGGGAGUACUGGCAUUCUUGCAACUACAAGGGUUCUACCUUGGACUAUAACCAAGAUAGCCAUAGACAGCGACGACUAAUCAAUUGGAUUGAUGGCACUGGACAACUUUCAACUGCAUUUGACUUUACAACAAAAGGAAUUCUCCAGAAGCUGUUAAAGGAGACUUCUGGCGUCUGUGUGAUCCUCAAGGGAAGCCCCCAGGUGUGAUCGGAUGGUGGCCCUCAAGAUCUGUCACAUUUGUAGAUGAUCAUGAUACAGGUUCAACUCAGGCUCAUUGGCCCUUCCCAAAAGACCAUAUCAUGGAGUUAAAAAGUUCCAGUAUCAUUUGUGACGCCGACGAGGAGAGCAUGACAUCAAGGGAGGAUCUGGCUCAAGCUAGGUGAGGGGUUAAUGCAUGGAGAAGAUGAAGGUUUUGGAAGCUUGAUCAGCGGAAACAAUAGAAGGGACCCUAGGUAAUUUCAAUAGAAUAUAUUUAUGAAGGGACCCUAGGUAACAUACACAUAUAUAUUUCUUUUAAGGGAUCCUAGGUAUUCGAUCGAGGAGAGCGUGACAUCAAGGCAUUCAAAGUAUAUCACCUGUGAGAAUUCUGGAGGCCAAGCACGACCUUUACUCUGCAGUAAUCUGAGAGAAGGUGUGCAUGAAGAUUGGAAAUGGUUCAUGGUGCCCAACUGCGAGGGAAUGGACACUAUCAACUUCUGGUCACAAUUACGCUGUGUGGCACAAGUAGUGUUCUGUUGGCAUGACCCUUCUUCUCCACUGGAGUACUCGCAGAUAAGAGAAGGGAAUUAUGAGCUUCUUAUAUGCUUCUCGAUUGAGUCUUAAUCAUGAUAAAAUUGAAACUAUUUCCUUAUUAA
Molecule: messenger RNA, 1374 nt
Organism: Glycine soja
Lineage: Eukaryota; Viridiplantae; Streptophyta; Magnoliopsida; Fabales; Fabaceae
Product: probable alpha-amylase 2
Exons: 10
Coding region: 62-727 (221 amino acids)
Source: RefSeq, a predicted model, not a curated record